CGUAUCUGCAUGAGUGUCCUGUGGGAAAGGUGGUUAAUUGAUGCAGGUUUUGCAAUGGAACAGGUAUGGUUGCUGCUCCUGCUGACGAUUAAAGUGCUUUCAGUGACUGCUCAGUUCAAUGGAUACAACUGUGAUGCUAACCUCCAUAGCAGGUUUCCUGCUGAACGAGAUAUUAAUGUUUUCUGUGGAGUACAGACAAUUACUAUGAAGAUAAAUUUUUGCACAGUUCUUUUCUCUGGUUAUUCUGAGACAGAUCUGGCACUGAAUGGGAAACAUGGGGAUGCCCACUGCAGGGGUUUCAUCAAUAACAACACCUUUCCAGCAGUGGUCAUUUUCAUCAUCAAUCUGAGUACUUUGGAAUCUUGUGGAAACACUUUAGUGGUAUCCUCAGCUCGAGGUAUCAAUGCUUAUGGAAAUACCUCAGUGAUACAGAUAGGUAAUGUUUCAGGCUAUAUUGAUACGCCAGACCCACCAACAAUUAUCAGCUAUUUGCCUGGGCUUCUGUACAAAUUUAGCUGUAGCUACCCACUGGAGUACUUGGUUAACAAUACCCAACUUGCUUCGUCAUCAGCUGCUAUUUCUGUAAGAGAGAACAAUGGUACAUUUAUCAGCACUUUGAAUUUGUUGCUUUACAAUGAUUCAACAUACAGCCAGCAGCUCCUUAUUCCAAGUACAGGUUUACCUUUGAAAACCAAAAUAUAUGCAGCUGUAAGAGCAACCAACCUUGAUGGAAGGUGGAAUGUUUUGAUGGACUACUGUUACACCACUCCAUCUGGUAAUCCUAACGAUGAUCUUCGAUAUGAUCUUUUUUUAAGCUGUGACAAGGACCCGCAGACAACGAUAAUUGAAAAUGGCAAGAGUCAAAUGGGCCGGUUUUCCUUUGAGGUGUUUCGCUUUGUGAAACACAAGAACCAGAAGAUGUCAACAGUCUUCCUUCACUGUGUGACAAAGCUGUGCAGAGCAGAUGACUGUCCCUUUCUUGUGCCAAUUUGCAGUAACAGAGAAAAGAGAGAUGCUGGUGGGAGGACAACUUGGAGCCCUCAGAGCACAUCUGGCAAUGCUGUAAUCUCUGCUGGCCCCAUCAUUACAAGGAGUGAUGAGACGCCAACCAACAAUUCAGAGCUCGCUCAUCCAAAUGGACCUCCUUUCCAGAUGAACUCAGUCACCAGUGCGCUGAUUUCAGGCAUUGUUGUCCUAGGAAUAUCAAGCAUUUUCUUUUUUGUAUGUUCUCUAACUCUUCUGCACAGGAAUUGGCCCAACAGUUCAGUCCCGAGUGGCAUCCGAAACCCAGUUUUCAACUGAAAGUGAUGAUUUAUUUGCACUUUUUCUUUGGGGUUGCCUUUCUUGUCUGUGAAAUAUGAUUCCAUUAAAAAGUAAUAUGAAGGCAACACUCCAGUGGUAUCCAGCUUCUAUUCCGGUUAUUAUACAUUUUUAGAUUUGCUAGAUGUUGUGUAGGUA
Molecule: messenger RNA, 1458 nt
Organism: Pipra filicauda (Wire-tailed manakin)
Lineage: Eukaryota; Metazoa; Chordata; Aves; Passeriformes; Pipridae
Gene: ZPLD1
Product: zona pellucida like domain containing 1
Exons: 11
Coding region: 10-1302 (430 amino acids)
Cellular component (GO): cell surface
Source: RefSeq, a predicted model, not a curated record